AAUAAAAAAAGACACAUUACCCUUCACACAAAAAAAGACAUUAAUGUAUUUUAUUUUUUGUGGUUCACACUAUCUUUGGAUUUGAAGCUUUUGUUUUCACUCACAAUCUCUCACUCCAGCAGUAGAACAACCUAAGAUUAUUGAAAUUGUAAAUGGCUUCCAUUAUUGCAAGCUUGCCACCACCAUUGCUGCUUCAUGGCAGAAAAUCAUUUCAAGGGAACUUCCAAAAUUUCCCUGUUUCUCUUCUUUCAGGGAGACGGAGCAACAUUGCAUUUGUUGUGAAGGCUUCUGGAGAAAGUUCUGAAUCUUCAACUUCACUUACUGUUUUCAAAUCUGUUCAGAGUGUUUGGGAUACACCUGAGGACCGGUUGGGACUAAUUGGUUUGGGCUUUGCAGCUGUAGUAGCACUUUGGGCAUCAACAAAUUUGAUAGCGGCCAUUGACAAAUUGCCAGUUAUCCCAAUUUCUUUAGAACUAAUUGGAAUACUUUUCUCAGUGUGGUUCACUUAUCGCUAUCUCUUAUUCAAGCCUGACCGGGAAGAACUUUUUCAAAUCUUGAAUAAGUCGGCUUCAGACAUCUUGGGCCGGUAAGAUGUGCUGCCAAAAUGUUGCUCUAGAUUAUGAUUUUAAGUGCAGAUUGUCCUUUAUCAGUGGCCAAAAGUUCACUCCUAUGUAAAAUUACAGUGCAAGUACAUAAAUGAAUUGAAGCUGAAAUCCAUCCGUUGCGUUUGCUUUGUGUACAUUUGAAAACGAUUUGAACAUAAACAGUUAAUUUUGCUGGUUAAGUGUUUUCUUAAAACAACUUUUUGCUUA
This is a messenger RNA of Trifolium pratense (red clover), 812 nucleotides long. RefSeq names its product protein CURVATURE THYLAKOID 1C, chloroplastic. The transcript has 7 exons. NCBI's taxonomy places the organism in Eukaryota, Viridiplantae, Streptophyta, Magnoliopsida, Fabales, Fabaceae. The record is from RefSeq and is a predicted model, not a curated record. Gene Ontology annotation, cellular component: thylakoid; chloroplast thylakoid membrane. The coding region runs from base 153 to 590 and encodes 145 amino acids.